AUGUACUGCGAUUUUUGGCGGGCAUCUCCCAAUCAAUUUUCUUCGAUAACCUUUCUUUCCUUCCGUCCCGUCGCGAACAAGAUCAAAGCUUCUUCUUCACACCGGAUCCUCCUUCCUUCAACGCCCAACGCGCAGCAUCUACAUCAAGAAGGCGUUGAUCGUGUUAAGUGUUUUGCAUUUCCUCCGAAAUCUUCUUAA
Molecule: messenger RNA, 198 nt
Organism: Botrytis deweyae
Lineage: Eukaryota; Fungi; Ascomycota; Leotiomycetes; Helotiales; Sclerotiniaceae
Exons: 2
Coding region: 1-198 (65 amino acids)
Source: RefSeq, a predicted model, not a curated record